UCAGCAGCGCACUCUCACAGGAGGAGAUAGUGAGCCAGCAGAGAUAUUGGUAGAGGCUUUAUUGGUGGACACCCUGCAGUGACACCCCCCCACAGAGCUUUUUUUUUUUUGUGUGUGGUUAAGCGUGUCGUGCACGCGCAGAAGCAGCUGUCAUUGGGUCGAGGCGCGUGCCCGCACGCUGCAUAUAGCGAGACUAUCCUGUUUGAAGAUUAUGCUGCAGCUCCUGGCCAUCUUGUAUCAGACAGGAUGAGACUCUGAAAAAAACCCGACGUGCUACAGGAGCGUUUUUUUGACAGGCGAAGACACACAAAGGCAGAAAAGCCUCGUCUGCUGCCGCUGUGUGUGCUGAGAACAUACGGGUUGUGGAUUAUUCCGAGGACAUCGUACUGAAACCAUGAGCUGGGGGUCAGAGCUAUGGGAUCAGUUUGACAACUUGGAGAAGCAUACACAGUGGGGGAUCGAGUUUGUGGAGAAGUACACCAAAUUUGUCAAGGAGAGGUCAGAGAUUGAAACCAACUAUGCAAAACAAAUUAGGAAUUUAUCAAAGAAAUAUCAGCCCAAGAAGAACUCACGAGAAGAGGAGGAGAGCAAGUACACCUUCUGUAAAGCCUUCCUGACGACGCUUAAUGAGUUAAACGACUACGCAGGUCAACACGAGGUCAUAGCGGAGAACUUAACGUCCCAAAUCAUCGCCGAGCUUACGCGCUACCUGACAGAACUCAAGGCUGAGAGGAAAUCGCACUUCCAUGAUGGGCGUAAAGCACAGCAGCACAUUGAGAGCUCGUGGAAACAGCUGGAAUCGUGUAAAAGAAGGUUUGAGAGGGACUGCAAAGAAGCAGACAGAGCACAGCAAUACUUUGAGAAGAUGGACGCUGACAUUAACGUGACUAAGGCUGACGUGGAAAAGCGAAGUUCCCAUAAGGCACGGCAGCAAGCUCAGAUGAGGCACCAGAUGGCUGCUGACAGUAAGGGCGAUUACUCCUCCUACCUGCAAAAGUUCAACCAGGAGCAGAAUGAACAUUACUACACGAUUAUUCCCAACAUAUUCCAGAAACUUCAGGACAUGGAGGAGAGAAGAAUUGAGAGGAUAGGAGUGUGCAUGAAGACAUUUUCAGACGUGGACCGCCAAGUGCUGCCCAUCGUUGGGAAGUGUUUAGACGGAAUGACGAAUGCUGCUGAGUCCAUCGAGCCCAAGACCGACUCGAAGCAGGUGGUGGAGUCCUACAAGUCCGGGUUUGAGCCCCCGGGAGAUGUGGAGUUCGAGGACUACGGCCAGACCAUGAAGAGGACGGCGUCUGACACCAGCCUGUCCAACUCCAGAGAGGGCAAAGAGAAGCCUGCUGGCAAGAGCAAGGGCAAACUGUGGCCUUUCAUUAAGAACAAGAACAAGCUUAUGUCCCUGUUAACGUCCCCCCACCAGCCCCCACCUGCCCCCCCAGCCUCAUCCCCGCCCUCACCCUCUGCUGUUCCCAACGACCCCCAGUCUCCCAAGCAGCACAAGGAGCCCCUCUCCCACCGCCUCAACGACUUCAUGACCUCCAAACCCAAAAUGCACUGCCUCCGGAGCCUGAGGCGAGGGCAGCAAUCUCCGCGCUCGCUCAUUUAUCACAAAGAGCUUAUGAAGAGGACUCUGGGCCGACCCACAUAUGCUUUCGAAGCAAGGCAAUAUGUUCUUUCUCUCAAGCUGAUCACACUCAAUUCCCAAGUCCGGAAUCUCAUUGAGGGUUCUGGACCAGAGGACUUCAGCCACCUACCACCAGAGCAGAGGAGGAAGAAGCUGCAGGGCAAGCUUGAUGAACUGAAUAAAGACAUUCAGAAGGAGAUGGACCAGAGGGACGCUCUUACUAAGAUGAAAGAUGUGUAUGUGAAGAACCCUCAGAUGGGAGACCCAGCCAGCGUCGACCCCCGGCUAUCAGAAAUAGGCCAGAACAUCGAGAAGCUCCAGUUUGAAGUUCAGAAAUUCGAGGGCUGGUUAGCAGAAGUGGAGGAGAGGAUGCCAUCUAAGAGUGACUCGCACCGGAGAAGUGGAAUCUAUGAGACCCAGAACAACACAACAGUGAGCAACAACUGUGCGCAGGACAGAGAGAGCCCGGAUGGCAGCUACACAGAGGAGCAGAAUUCAGAGACUCAGGUCAAAGCCAACCCCAACCCAAACCCAAACCCAAACCCAAACCCAAACCCCACCUCCAGCACGCCGGAGUUUGAUGAUGAGUUUGACGACGAGGAGACCCUGCCCACCAUCGGCACCUGCAAAGCCUUGUACCCCUUUGAAGGUCACAACGAGGGCACUAUCUCCGUGGCCGAGGGCGAGCUGUUGUACGUCAUAGAGGAAGACAAAGGAGACGGCUGGACACGAGUGCGAAGGAACGAGGAUGAGGAGGGCUACGUCCCCACAUCCUACGUUGAGGUCUUUUUGGAAGCAAAUGCCAAAGGUGCUAUGACAUACAUUUAACUCAGCAAGUUUGUGCUCUGACAGUUUCAUGCUACUGUGAGUCAGCAAGUUUCCAUUCACGUGCUAAACGAGCGCCGCAAGUUAGCUCAGACACACACAUUUCCUGUCUCUCCAGAAGGAAGGACCAAUCGGAUUUGUCCAUUGUGCCUCAUGACAGUUGGAACAGUUGUUGGCAGAUUAGGACUACUCUCGAGCUUUGAACAGUGUUUGGUGAUAAGAAAUUCCACUGAAUGUGAGCUGAGCCUGUCGAUGAAAGAAGCUGUAAUUGCUCACCUCAUGUUCACUGCAGUGUCACCUAGUGGUCAUACAAAAGUAUACAUCACACCGUCAGUCAAAGCUCAGCAUCAUGGGACACAUCAGCUACUGACAAUGAUCACCUGUACCUGAGUUUCUUUUAAAUUAUUUUUUAGUUAAGGUUUUAAAAUAGCAGAUUACAAUAUUUCACUCAAAAAAAAUUUAAUCAAGAGUUUUAUCCACAUCUUUGGUUAAAUAUUUGAAUCGGUGAGGUGAUAAAUCCAGUGAAUGUAUGCCCCAUCCGAAGUGACAAAGAGCAUCAAGUGAAAGUAAAAUCAGUGCGCAACUUGUUGUGUUUCGGUCACUUGUACCUAAACGGAAAGCAUGCUCGAUGUGCAAUCAUGUAAUUUAAACCUGCUGUAAAAUAUGGAUACAUAUCAAGAGAUAUUUUUGUAGGCUAAACUGACAGAUUGUGGCCCUGCCCCUCAAGUGUUGCAUGCUGUACAUUGAUUAUAGUGCUGUUACAACGAGUUACUAUUCUCCCCUGUAAGGGGCUCGACACACGGGAAGCAAAAGUUGAGGGGGGAAUGCGAAAGUAAUCGCAACAGGAGAUAAAUUCAACACACGGUGCGCGACGGCAGGCGAUGGCGACACUGUGCAAAGGCACAGAUCGCUUGUCUCCCUCACUUCUGAUUGGCUGUGAAAUCGGAGGGAUAUUUUACAUUUUCAAAGAGUUUCAUGACAGAAAAGCAUAAAGAUGAUGAGCCGGAAGAUAUUGCUUGAUUUAGCCAAAAUUUUACUAUUGACAUUGGCUUAUAGAAGUUUACCCUGGCGCCAACCACCUCCCAUGCAGCAGCUCUUUUGUUUAUAUCACGAUAGUCAUUAAGGGAAGGAUCAUAAAGAAUCAGGAAAUCAAUCACGGCUAAAAUAAUUUACUCCUCCAUGUUGAAAAGGGGGGCUGCUCAGUGGCGUAGUGGUUAGCACUUUCGCCUUGCAGCAAGAAGAUCCCUGGUUCGAAUCCCGGUCUGGGCCUGGGAUCUUUCUGCAUGGAGUUUGCAUGUUCUCCCUGAGCAUGCGUGGGUUUUCUCCGGGCACUCCGGCUUCCUCCCACAGUCCAAAAACAUGCUGAGGUUCAUUGAGUACUCUAAAUUGUCCGUAGGUGUGAAUGCGAGUGUGAUUGUUCGUCUGUGUAUGUAGCCCUGUGACAGACUGGCGACCUGUCCUGGGUGUCCCCUGCCUUCGCCCGAGUCAGCUGGGAUAGGCUCCAGCACCCCCCGCGACCCUAAUGAGGAUAAAGCGGUGUAUAGAGGAUGGAUGGAUGGAUGUUGAAAAGGGCUGAAAACAAUGGUUGAAAACCGGAGCGGACCAUUAAUGUACAGGAGCGGACUGUACUGUGUAACAUGCUGUAAGCUCUUUGGUCAGUGAGUGAAACCCUCGCUGAUUGGUUGAAGCUCCAGGCGACAGCGACAAAAGUUGAACAUUUUUCAACUUUCUUGUAUCGCGUCGCAAGCCAGCGGGUGCACGUCUACGUGAAUGCGCGUGAAAUUUCACAUGCACGAAUGUCGCCGUCGCGUUGUUGGAAGGGGGGAAAGUGAUGUUCGUCUCGUCGCACAGCACCCAUAGAAAAUGAAUGGAGCGCGACUGUUGUCGCUUCCCGUGUGUCGAGACCCUAAGGGUGAAUUUUCUAAAAUUCUUAAUCACAUUAGUGACAGUAUUAGCCCCCCGUUGAAAUGAUGUUUUAUCCUUUUUAAUUUACUUUUGAUAAUGAUAGUGUUGGGCUGUUGUGGUCCUUUUUUUCCAGGCCACUGGUAAAGACAUGAGGGACUGAGAAUUAGCAGUACUAAGCCGUAUAUGGUGAGGCCGGGCUGAGAUAUGGAGCUGGUCAUGGCUUUAAAGCUUUGUGGUUUCUUGCAUGGGUAUCUGAGCAGCACCUGUGUGAAUGUUCACGGUAAACGCAUGGUGUGUUUGGCCUGUGUGUCGUCUCACCUCCUCUGUGCUACCUUUCACGAUUUGGCGUCGUCUCUGAAAUCAUCUCUUUCAUAAAUCAUUAACUUCCAUAGUUGUAAUCAGCUUUGAUGGUGUGUUAGCGGCCAGCAUGGGGUUCUUAUCUGCAGGGUUUCGGUUUACGCCUCCUGUAAUUUUUACUGAAAAGCAUUUCACAUGAGGUGCAUGCUGCAGCGUUUGUGGGUGUUUUGUCAUGACAGGAUUUCAGCAUGUUGUGACAAAGUACACAGGCUGCAUUUAGAUGAAAACUAAAGUGAGGAUUCUUUGUCAAACAUCUUUCAAUCACACUUGAUGUGCAGAUUACAUUCAUCCCGACACCACAGUGUUGUCAGUUUAAAGUAGUUUCAUGCAGGCAGUGACCUCCUCUCUGAAUAUUUGGGUUGCUAUCUUGUCCUCGAUUUUCCUUUUAAAGCUAAUUUUUCUUUUUGUCAUUUUUUUUUUGUUUGUUUGUAUUUCCCUUUUUUGAAUUGCAGAUUCCUAAAAGUGUGAGGCUGGCUGAGGAAUGGCAGGGCAAGCAGCCUCGGAGAAACCACCAUGUUCCUCACACGCUCACAGAAUCAGAGAAAAGUGAAAGAUGACCUGAAUCUAAAAGUGAGAGAGAGAGAAAAAGACGGCCGAUUAGAACGCAGCUGAAUUUUCCAAACACAAAAAAAAAAUACAAACAGCUUAUCGGCAGCGUUGCGCUUCAUCCGCAGAACUCUGCGAUGCGAAGCGACGACAAGAGAAAUCCAUCUAAAUUCUAGCGCUCAUAACUUUUUCCAUUCUUAACACCCAUUCAGCAGUCGCAGUAUUCGAUUUGCUUCAUGUUGUUUUUCAGCAACGCUUCGCUUCUUAAUGUAACUAACUCCGCUUGUACCACGCGCGGUCAUGAACGAGGCUGUCGGCUUCCUCAGCGUCCCCGCCCCCCCACCCACCCUCCUUGGCUCUCUCUUUUCCUUUACCUUUGACACAAACACACACACAUGUGGCAGAGGGUGUGGUCAGAGACAGGACGGAGACCAGCUGGAGCCCUCGGACUCGGCACCCGCUGGAUGAAGCCACGUGAGGAUCAUGAAAUUCACCCGCUCACUCAUCGACUCGAGAGAUGACUCAUCCACUUUUGAGGCCGUGAGAAGCUCAUUUUCACCCUUCUCUCACUAAAAUCAGCUCCGUAUUUGCAGGUUUCAGCCAACUGGAAACAGGGGAAGCGAAGGUGCUAAUCAUGUGUGUGUUCUGCUUCUGCUUUGUUUGAUCUCAAUGAGUCUUCUGUGUUUUAAUAAAGUCCACUUUUCUCACCGCCAUGACCACUCCCACAUCCACAUCCACAUCCAGGAGCGGCUGGAGGGGGAGAAAGCGAUGGAUGAUGGAGGAGUUUGAAUCACCCGCUAUCACUCAUGCAACAAAUUUUUCCUGUCAUGUCACUGGUGUCUUGUUCCUCUCUCUGACCACACCCCCUCCUCACCUCCUCGGCCCUUCCCUCCUCAGGCGGCACAGGCUAUCCCUUGGCUGCUCUGAGCCCCUUCCUUCUUGUUUUUUUUUUUUUUUUUUUUUUUUUUUUUUGCAACAGCUCGGGGCGGGGGUCUCUCAGCGUUGUGGUGUGCUGCAUGCUUGCCCUGUCUUCCUCCUCGCCCCUCUGCUGGCGGCUCGGAGGAGGCGGUGGAGGCGUUAAGUCAGCUUACGCCUCCUGCCUCCAGGCCUUCCUGUUCAGUUAACCCUCAUUGCCUGGUCAUACUGUUUAAAUUAACCUGAAUGCUACUGUUUGGGUUCGGUGCCUGUGGUUCUUUUAUUUUCUUUAUUAAUUUAAAUCUCUUUUCUGUUGUUGGUUCAGAAAGCAUGUUUCCCCGUUUUUAACAGCAAGUGUGAUCUCCUCCUCCCAGUGUUCCCAACAUAAUCACAGAACAGUGUAAGGACGAUAGGGACCCGAAAUGUUGUUUUUCUGAGCGAUCUUACACAUAAAUAGGUCGUGGAUGUCUUGUGCAUUUGUUUUACUCUAAGUACAGUAUGUAUGUGAGAAGAAAAAACAUGUUAGUUUGGUAUGUUUUGAUCAGAGUGUCUAACGCAAGUUGUUGUUAGUUUACAGUUAUUCCUUGUGGAAAUGUCUCCACUUGGUCCAAGCAACCCAAAAAUAUGAGGAUAUGAUUUACACCUGAUGUUUUUAUUUUAAAAAAAAAAGGUCCACCUACUGUCUACUGUAUAUGAAAAUAUACUGUGAUCCGCAUAUUUCCUGUGAGUUGAAAUGUGACGACAUGCAGACCAUCACCUGUUCUGGGCCUUAACCGGGUUUCUGUUCUCGCUGAGAGAGAGAGAACGAUGCUGGUGUUAGCUGUGGUAAAGUGGGAGGAUUAAGAUGUGAUUAUCCCGGAGGGGGGGCAAAUUUUGAAGUUUUCAUAAUCAAGAAACUGUCAGACUAGAGAAAUUAUGUCCACUGAUUUCCCCCCUGCUCAACGGCACAUAAUGAUUUUAACGUUUUUGUUUUAUAUUUCAUGAUGUUGAGUGAAGAUUCUUUUUUUUUUUAAGCUGGAAAAUUCUGUUGUUGCUUAUUCUACCUGAACGGGACUAAAAUCCCGUAACUGCAAACAUGAGUAACAUUUACACUGUUGUGUGUUUUUGGAUGAAGCCAUUGUUGAAUAUUCAUCUAACGCAGAAUUUUACGAACGCUUCCCACAUGGCGGGACGAUGUGCGUCAUGAUCAUUUGGACUCUUGAUGGAAGGAAUGAUCGAAUCCCUGCUGAAGUUUGAAAGUAACGCUUUCCCCCCUCUCAUCGCUUCACAUUGCCAAGAUGUCGAACAAGCCGCUUUUGUUUGUUAAAUUGUUUCCGAGUGAUGAAUGACAAGAUAGAUCCGAUGAGGCAGAGAUCACCGCUUCAACAAGCAGCAGCAGCUUUACGGUAGCCAUCUGCCUGCCAGUGCUCUGAAAUGAGAAAACCACAAACCGUUUAGUCGAUGCCCCAGAAUGACCUGCCUGUACAGUGGAAAUGAAACGGUGUGUCGGAAUUAGAGAGAAUAUAUAUGAAUAUAUAAAUAAAGUUUAAAAAGGAAAACAUCUAUUUUAACUAUUGAGAGUCUUACCAUUACUUUAUCUGCUUUGCAAAGUAAGACUUCUUUUCCUUUGUAAGGUCUACCAAAUGGUGUGUUUUGCACUUUUUCGUUUGUGUUCCAUUUGGUAGCCCAUGCUUGUGUUUUGGAGCACUGAAUACUUUGUAUUGUGUUUACUGUGCCAAUUAAAUAUGCCUGGAAAGUA
Messenger RNA from Acanthochromis polyacanthus (spiny chromis), 7910 nucleotides. It is a transcript of the gene fnbp1b, whose product is annotated as formin-binding protein 1. NCBI's taxonomy places the organism in Eukaryota, Metazoa, Chordata, Actinopteri, Pomacentridae. Gene Ontology annotation, molecular function: protein binding. Bases 395 to 2452 code for a protein of 685 amino acids. The record is from RefSeq and is a predicted model, not a curated record. The transcript has 19 exons. Gene Ontology annotation, biological process: signal transduction.